CGCUCAAAGCCGGUGGCCGGAGAGGUCCUUCAUAGAGCAACUUAUUUACGAUUCCUUUAUCUUUGCCUUAUCAAUACACACUCAUCGCAAUGUUGUUCCGUGCUUUUCAUCGCAGGCUGCAUCGGACGCUGCGUCUUCUUGGGGCGGACGCCAAAGUGCCACCGGUUGGUACGGAGAAAGUAAAAGAACUGCUGGAAAAUGCAGCUACCUUCGAGGACAUAAAUUCCCCCGAUGGAACGGAUAGCGAGUGGGCCACACUUCCGUAUGUGGCUGGCACCUACAUUAACCGCGACCAAUCCAAAAAGGCCAUUCGACCAAAGAUUGACCCGCGAGAAACGAACGUGAUUGUAUUCCCUGGCCAAGGUACCCAGUACGUGGGGAUGGGUUCGAAACUUCUAAAGUUUCCCAGUGCCCGUGACAUCUUUGCCCUAGCCAACGAAGUGCUUGGAUACGAUCUGCUUAAGAUAUGCAUUGAAGGGCCAAAGAGUAAGCUUGACCAGACGCAAUACUGCCAACCAGCAGUGAUGGUAACAUCUCUGGCUGCGCUGGAACAGCUUCGCGAGGAACGUCCGAAUGCGAUUGACAAUUGUUUCGCUACUGCCGGCUUCAGCUUGGGUGAACUGACCGCUCUCGUGUUUGCCGGUGCCAUACCCUUCGAUAAGGGACUACGGUUGGUACAGAUCCGUGCAGAAGCCAUGCAAUUGGCGAGCCAGCAGACGAAAGGUGGUAUGGCCACGGUGCUAUUCGGAGCGGAUGGGCGGAUCGGAGAGGCAUGCAAGGAAGCACAAAAUUGGUGCAUCGAGAAGGGUAUUGAAAAUCCGGACUGUCGUGUGGCGAACUAUCUCUAUCCCGGCUGCAAAGUACUGGCCGGAAACGAGGAAGCCCUUCGAUUCCUUGAAGCAAAUGCGAAACGCUUCAACAUACGUCGAAUGAAGCGCUUGCCAGUCAGCGGGGCAUUCCACACGGAGUUGAUGCAGUCAGCGGUGGAACCGUUUGCGGCCGCGCUGAGAAAAAUUCGCAUCGAGGAUCCACUGAUCAGUGUGCACUCGAAUGUGGAUGGAAAAUGUUAUAAGAGUGCGGGACACAUUGUGGGACAACUGCCAAAACAGAUCGUUCGGCCGGUCAAGUGGGAGCAAACGUUACACAUCAUGUACGAGCGAAAGCAGGGAGAACACUUUCCACGGACGUUCGAAUGUGGGCCCGGACGGGGAUUGAAAGCGAUUCUGAAGCAGGUCAAUGCGAAGGCAUGGGAUACGACGUUAAAUGUGGAAGCAUAGUUGAUACAGCAUGUGCAAAUGCGCUUUAGUUGAUAGAGGAAUAAAAAAGUGUAUAAAACAUUCAAUCGAAAACAUCAAUCUGUUGUAAGGCUGCCACCUAAGAAAGAAAUGACAGAAUUAUUUUAAAUUUUAGUACUUUUAUUGGUAGCAGAUUAAAACUACAUAUAUUUACAUCAACAAUCGUCCGUUUUUUUUUCUCUCAUACCCUGCUAUUAGAAGUAACACCUUCUAUAAUCUAUCCUUUCCC
Messenger RNA from Anopheles funestus (African malaria mosquito), 1524 nucleotides. It is a transcript of the gene beg, whose product is annotated as probable malonyl-CoA-acyl carrier protein transacylase, mitochondrial. Gene Ontology annotation, molecular function: transferase activity. The coding region runs from base 90 to 1277 and encodes 395 amino acids. The transcript has a single exon. Lineage: Eukaryota; Metazoa; Arthropoda; Insecta; Diptera; Culicidae. The record is from RefSeq and is a predicted model, not a curated record.